Staurois parvus is the source of this 414-nucleotide messenger RNA. Lineage: Eukaryota; Metazoa; Chordata; Amphibia; Anura; Ranidae. The record is from the annotation of a GenBank genome assembly.
UACACACAGACACAUGUACAUAUAUACACACAAACACACACACACACAGACACAUGUACACACACACAUACAUGUACAUACACGCAGACACGUACAAACACACAUACAUGUACAUACACGCAGACACACCCCCCCCCCAUAAAACGUUGCAGUACUUCGUUGUUCACUCACAGAGCCGGGCACUGCACUUUAGGGGGAGGCAGAGAGCACAGCACACACACUCCUUUCUUUGCUUUCACUGCAGGUAUUGAGCAGUCUGAUAGCUCCCAAUGCCAAUGACAGAUCCGGCCUGAGCUCCACGCCUGCUCAGCAAGACGGCCCUGGGGGACACACUCGCCCCCACCAUAAUUUCCACUCGCCAUUGGCGAGCAGGCGAGUGGAAAUUUCAAGCCCUGCUCUAUGCUUCUAUUUUUA